UGCUCAAGAUGGCCUGGCCACGCGAAGCAGAGAACAGGACCCUCUGCCCCACGGGACCGGGCAGGAGCGCGCGAGGGAGGAGCCCCGCUCGGCUCUAGAGCCGGGCGGCCAGGCAGACGCCCACCGUAGGCGUCUGGGACCGCGACGCCUAAAGCCUGGGGCCUCCGUCGUGGCGAGACCCCCCGUUUCGCGGGCGGGAGAGAACCCGGCCAGGCUGUCAGCAGGGGUAAGGCGAAAGUCCAACACGGACGGAAAAAGAGAGAUUUCGGUUCCCGGGGACGUUUUAGAGAGACGUACCCGUCCUUCCUUUUCCGGUCGGGUCCAUCCGGGCCUCCGGCCCUGAAAGAGGUUGAGCAGGAGCUGCCGGAGGAGGCUGGCCGGCGUGAAUGCUGCGGUCCCUCGGGGCGGUGAGGAGCACCAUGCCUAAAGCACUAAAGGUAAAAAGUGUAGGACGGGAAAAAAAAGUCAUCCAUCCAUAUAGUAGAAAAGCAGCUCAAAUGACAAGAGAGGCCCACAAACAAGAAAAAAAGGAAAAGUUGAAGAAUGAAAAGGCAUUGCGUCUCAACCUUAUUGGUGAAAAACUCGAGUGGUUUCAAAAUCAUCUUGAUCCCCAAAAAGUAGGAUAUUCAAAGAAAGGUGCUUGUGAAUUAAUUGAAAGGUAUUUAAAUCGAUUCAGCAGUGAGCUGGAGCAGAUUGAAUUACAUAACAGCAUCAAAGACAGGCAAGGAAGGCGGCACUGUUCCAGGGAGACAGUCAUCAAGCAGACAAUGGAGCGUGAGCGACAGCAGUAUGAAGGAUAUGGCCUUGAGAUUCCAGACAUUGUAAAUGCAGAUAAUCUGAAAAAUUUUAGGGAAUGGGAUUUGGAUCUGAAGAAAUUGCCAAACAUUAAAAUGAGAAAAGUUUGUGCUAAUGAUGCAGUUCCCAAAAAGAGCAAGAAGAAAACUGUUAUAACUGUAGACAAAGAUUUAGGGGAAUUAGAACUAAAAGAUGAAUCAAGUGACUCAGAUGAGGAGAUGACUGCAGUGGCCUAAUUGUCCCUUAUUUGAGUUGAAAAUAAGUAAUUUGAGUGCCUCAAGUUACACUUGAAUUGAUGAUGGUAAAUAAUUGUCUAGAUCCAAAAAUUUGUUAGUUAACUUACUUUCUUAUGUGGUGAGAAUUCUAGUUGCAGUUUCAAAAACAGUGUUACAAUUUUUAUUUUAAAAUGUUGCUUUUUAUUUACAUUAAGUUGCUAAAUAGAUACAGUGAAAUAAAAUAAAAUUAUGGUCUUUAAGGGUCAUUUAAUCUGAAUUUCUGGGUCGGGGGAGCAAUGUGAAUAAGUACAAAAAAUGAUUUUAGUUUUUUUUAGAAUCAUCUAAUCUCACAUUUUGGGGCAUGGACAGCAACCUGUUUUCUAAAAGGGUCCUAUGGAUACUUCUUGGGAAGUGAUAGCAAAAUUGUCUUUCAGUACUAAAAUUUUACUAAUCUUCCUCUUAAUCAUUCACGCUGUUUUCUUUCCUUAAGAAACAGGAAAAAUGUAAUGUGAAUUUCAUAUAUACUGAUGGGAUUGUACAUUAUUUUUAUUUAUUAUCUUUAAUCUAGAGUUAAAUGGUAAAAAAUAAAUUAUUCUUGCUAUGCUGAUCUACCACACCUUUAUCUUUUGAUAAAGUGGAUAAAUGAUUUCAGGUUAACUCUUUUGUUUGUAUGUUAUUUCCUGCUUUCUCAUUGUGAGAAGUGGUGUUUUGUAGGACUGAAGAUUAGAGAACCAAUUAUUUUAGUUUUGUUAUUUUUUAAUUCUGUGACAUAGGUUAAAUGACAUAUAACUCAAUAUUUCAAGUGGCAUUGAAAACAUGGAUGUGUUAGAAUAUUCUUCGUAGUUGUUAAGUGCAAGUAUCUUUUAGUCUAUUUUCUAAAGGAUGCGAUUCAAAUGUAUUUGAGUAUUUUUGAGAAAAGAAAAUAUAAAACAAUGUUUUUAAUUUAUAACUUUAGUUAUGAGUUUAAAUAUCAACUAAGUCUUGUUAACAAUUUGUUUAAAAUGUUACAGAUCUUUUGUUUCUGAAAAUUAAAAAUAAAAUUGAUUUCCAUAA
Manis pentadactyla (Chinese pangolin) is the source of this 2063-nucleotide messenger RNA. It is a transcript of the gene TMA16, whose product is annotated as translation machinery associated 16 homolog. Bases 387 to 1031 code for a protein of 214 amino acids. NCBI's taxonomy places the organism in Eukaryota, Metazoa, Chordata, Mammalia, Pholidota, Manidae. Gene Ontology annotation, cellular component: nucleus. The record is from RefSeq and is a predicted model, not a curated record. The transcript has 7 exons.